Molecule: messenger RNA, 4128 nt
Organism: Pieris macdunnoughi
Lineage: Eukaryota; Metazoa; Arthropoda; Insecta; Lepidoptera; Pieridae
Source: the annotation of a GenBank genome assembly
AUGAGCGAAGAUGACGAAGGACAGGCGGGAACACAAGUAACGAUAGAUGUAUUUCCUUCCACAACAACAACAACUACUAGCACUGUACCACCAACCCGAUCAACAACAACGGAAAAAGUUAAACCAGAAACGACCGUCACCACAGAGACUACUGCAGUAGAAUCAAUGAUCAAACCGAAACCUAGACUUCUAAAUUUGAGCGUAGAUGAAUUACAAAAUUUCGCAAAUGCACUCCACAAUCAAACUAACCAGAAAGAACCAAAGAACGUUGACCUCAGUGAUGUUAAUAUGGACGAAGAAGAUGAACUACCGAAACUUUCUGACCAUAAACAAAAACAUAUAUCAGAUAAAUUCUAUUCAAAUCUUCAAGCACCAUUCAAUCCCUUAAUGACAAUAGACAAAUCUGAAGAGGAAACGUGCAAGGAGAAUGAAAUAACAUACAAGCUCGGAGAGAAAAUGGAUAGAGGCUGCGACGAAUCAUGUGAAUGUGCCCCGGGAGGUUUAUUUGAAUGUUCGCCGAGAUGCAAACAUCCAUACAUACGACGAGGACGACGUCUCAAUGAUCCCCUGUGUUUUGAAUCGCCGGUUGACGAAUGCUGUUCUAUAGUGGCGUGCGCGAAUGGCGAAAUAAAACCAACGACUACGGAAGUCUGUCGGUACGCCAACGAGUCUUACCACGUUGGUGCGAAGUGGGAUAUUGGGUGCGAACAGAUUUGCACUUGCGAAAAAAAUUCUGUCGUGACCUGUAAACCCAGAUGUAACCGCAUGCCACAAUCGGAUAGGUGCAUCAAUGUGCAAGACCCGAAGGACGCGUGUUGUGAAAUACAAGUAUGCGAUGUUUCCCAAGACGUGCACGAGGAGCCAAUUGACAAUGGCACUGUUUCAUCCACUACUGCUAAACCUGUACACGAUGCAAUGGAAGCAAAAGCGACAAGACCCCUAGUUCUUCUCGAACCAAUUGGAUCUAUAAAGGUCCUCCAAAACAAUAGUGUCCAAGUCAAUCUAAUCCAUCCAAACGACUCAAUGGAUCCUAUACAUCUAGAACUUAGCAGCGAUGGUGGCCAAACAUACACUGACGUUGAAUUGAGAUAUAAAAACCUAAUUUUAAACCUAGAAGGUGGACGAGAUUAUAUUCUUAAAACUAAGGAAACUGGGACAAAGUUCAAUUUCACGAUAACAGCAUCUGAUGACAAUGAAGUACUUGAAGAAAGAUCAGAUAAUACAAAAGAGGGGUGUUAUCACGAUGGGCAGUUUUAUGCAGUCGGGGAAGAAAUCCACAUAGGAUGCACUGAGUUAUGUGAAUGUACGGGGCCCGAUACAAAGGAGUGUGCACCUUUGGUCUGUCCUAACCAUGUUGGGCUGGAAUUAGUGUCCAAAGGUUGCGUCCGAUGGGCGCCGAGUCCGCCCCCACAGCCGCCCAAUUGCUGCCCACGGACUGCCCGUUGUCUGAGCGACGGUACCUGUCAUUACAAAGGCGUUGCAAUACCAAACUGGAGCGAGGUUCCCCUUCAUUUGUCGGGUUGCGAACAGCGCUGCUUCUGUGAGAAUGGCGAGUUGGAUUGUCAAGAAGCCUGCAACCCUCUUCCGCCCUUGCCCCCUCAGACCCUGAGAUGCCCUCCAAUGCACCGGCCGGCACCGGUUAAUGUGUCCGACGAAGACUGCUGUAAGGAGUGGGGCUGUGCUCCGCAUGCUGGAAUGAACGCAUCGACUCAAAAACAUAAAACUUAUCUGAAAAAUAACUAUAUCACUCCAUCAACAUUGACGACACCCAGAUUCGUUUUACCCACCCCAUCACUUACCACAGAAGCAAUGAACUUCAAAAGAUUACAUUCGGCAAAUUUAGAUUUUUUUAAACACUUGCGUCCUAUAAAAACUGGAAUUCCUAAAUAUUUGAAGUCCUUAGUACCAGUUAUGCUUAACAAUACUUAUAGAGAAGCAGAUGAGCAUAAAAAUGUCACUGCCUUUACAAUGUAUGAUGUAGAUUCUGCUAAAAAUUUCAAUAACCAACCAGUAGUAGAACCAACUAAAAGUGGAGAUCAAACGUCAUAUGUAGGCCCGACAAAAAAAAUCCACUCAGAGAUCGUAGUUGCGCUCAGAGAUCAUGAUCGCAAAAAAGAGAAAACUAAUAUGUGGGAUACAAAUGAUAUUAAACAAAGAAUACCCGAUCAUUAUGUAAAUGAUGUCAAUAUUCCAACGUCUAAAGAAAAUGUUAAAUAUUUUACUCCCGCAUAUGCGCCUAAAGAUUUGCUGAUCCAGCAUCAACAGUUUAGCCAUUUAGAUUCAAGUCAAUAUUUCAGAGAUAUGUUUGCUCCUUUAAAUAAUGAAUCUGGUAUAGUUUCUAAUCCUCUUCCUAAAAACACAAUUCCUAUUGAUAUUAAUCAAAUCGAUAACAUAAUACAAAAUAGCCAAGGGAAAUAUGUAACCGUUUUACGAAAUAAAGACAUGCCAAAGACAAACUCAGUAGAAAAAACUGUAUGGAAGCCAGACAUUCGCAAGCAUUUGCUUCUCAAAGCUCCUAGUCCUUAUGAAACGGUUCUCCUUAGAGCUCUUCCUAACACAAGACUACAUUCAACAAUAAAUGAACAAAUAAAAAGUCAUAAAAGCCCUUCAAAGUAUUCUACCCUCGACCUCGAAAAUAUUUUAAGUCAGAUGGAAGUAGAGACCGAUGUGAACCGAAACCUUGGACGAUCAGCUGAAAAGAAUCGAGCGACCGCGGCAGGUCAACUGCCGCCAGGAUUUCCAGGCAGUCAUCCAGCAUUUCUCCCAACCGCGCCACCAGAUGAUAUAUUUUCAGACAACCAAAACGAUAUUCAUAGACCUUCUAAUCCUUUGGAACCUUCGUUGGCUGGUCUUCCACCUGGGUUACAAAUACCAAGUUUUGGAGAGGAAAAUAGAAAGUUAACGGUUAUUUCGUUACAAUCAGACUCGCCGACAAGUAUUAAAAUGUUGUUUGGUUUGCCUCCUGUGUUGGUUGGACUACGAGGCAGUGUGGACUUGAGAUACACAGAUACUGACGAUGAUGACGUUUCACAUUGGUAUUCUCAAGUAUUCGCACCAGCUGAUGAGAUACUGACCACUCCUCGGCUGGAGUUCCGUUUAGCUGGACUCAAACCGGAGACAACGUACAAAAUACGUGGCAAACUACUGUUACAUAAUCUGCCAGUGGAACCCGAGAGUAAAAUUUACACAAUACGAACUCAAAGUGAAUCGACAGAUGUUGAAGAACCAGAGGAGAAAAGAAGAGAUAUCGACUGUAAAUUGUCAGUGGUGGAGGUGAAUGACACUACAGCGCAAGUAACUUGGCGACACUUCACCGAGGAUGAGCUGCAAUUCAUCGAUGGAGUUCAAGUUCGGUAUCGACCAGUAGGAACUCCUAUAUACAGCAUGACUGAGCUGCUACACCACAGUCGAUCAGCAGCAUACCUUCAGGACCUGAGACCGGAGACCAGAUACGAAGCGUCCCUGGUUCUCAUUCCUCCCACAAGAGCUAUCACUGAAUUAGUUGACUCCGGGCAAGUUGAGUUCACUACGGCUCCAUAUAUUGAUCCAUACAACUGGUCCGUGACAGUCGAGGCUCGAGCUGUAGGUUCAGAAGCCGCUGAAGUCACGUGGCAUGGAGUGCCGUCUCCCGCAGAGCGUUGGGUGCGGGUGUACCGAGCAGCACACGCCUGCGGUACGAGCAGAAAAGAACACGACGACUUCAGACUCGCUACAAGGGACUUACCGCCAGCCAUCACUUUGAUGGGAUUGCAACCGAAUGCUAAGUGUCGUGUAUGGCUUGAACUAUUUUUAACAAAUGGAAAAGUUAAAACCAGCAAUGUCCUGGAAAUCAACACAAAAUCAUUAGAUUCACCUGAACCAGUCGACAAUGAAAUAGAAGCAUCAUCUAUAGCGGGGAGCCGGAAUGCCCCGCGCGGCGAUUACUACGGCGCGUUAGUGAUAGUAGGCGUUAUUGCCGCCCUUGGAGCUCUAUCUUCUGUGCUUCUACUACUUGUGGUCAUACGCAGGCAUCGACCGCACUCAGUGCCUAUAACGCCUUUGCCAACAGCACCCCGCGAGUCUUCACUCCCUCCUUACGACAAUCCUGCCUACAAACUCGAGUUGCAGCAGGAAACUAUGGGUAAAUAA